AAACGAAAGUAGGAGGAAGAGAGAGCGCCAUUGUAGACGGGACGACAAGACAACUUACAUACGGGGAAGGGAACUGACUUUCUGAUAUCAUGGAUGAGACUCCUCAGUCACUCAUUCCAGCCCAGGACUCUGGUCCACAGUCCUCCAUUACGGUUCAGCCUACCCCUCCACAGUCCUCCAUUACGGCUCAGCCUACCCCUCCACCGUCCUCCAUUACGGCUCAGCCUACCCCUCCACCGUCCUCCAUUACGGCUCAGCCUACCCCUCCACCGUCCUCCAUUACGGCUCAGCCUACCCCUCCACAGUCCUCCAUUACGGCUCAACCUGCUCCUCCACCGUCCUCCAUUACGGCUCAGCCUACCCCUCCACAGUCCUCCAUUACGGCUCAACCUGCCCAUCCACCGUCCUCCAUUAUGGCUCAACCUGCUCAUCCACCGUCCUCCAUUACGGCUCAACCUGCUCAUCCACCGUCCUCCAUUAUGGCUCAACCUGCCCAUCCACCGUCCUCCAUUAUUGCUCAACCUGCUCAUCCACCGUCCUCCAUUAUGGCUCAAUCUGCUCAUCCACAGUCCUCCAUUACGGCUCAACCUGCCCAUCCACCGUCCUCCAUUAUGGCUCAACCUGCCCAUCCACAGUCCUCCAUUACGGCUCAGCCUGCCCAUCCACCGUCCUCCAUUACGGCUCAACCUGCCCAUCCACCGUCCUCCAUUACGGCUCAGCCUGCCCCUCCUCAGACCUCCAUUAUGGCUCAGGGUGGUUCUGUUGUCGUUGCACCCCAGCUUGUUGGCUGCAUUGUUGCAGGUUCAGUUUAUCAACACAUCAGUGUUACUAUCCCUUCACAUGGUGCUGAUGAAGAGCUGCCAAAAGUCAAGGACAAACACAAGUCCAACAUGAAGAAGAAGUUUGGGAGCAUCUUUGAGGGGCUUGGAAAACGGGGAAACACAACAUUGCUUGACAAGAUCUACACAGAGCUCUACAUCACAGCUGGGGAGAGUGAAGGGGUUAAUAAAGAGCAUGAGGUAUGGCAGAUUGAAGAUACGGCUCGGACCAAAGCAUUUCAAGACGAUGCAAUCAACUGCAAUGACAUCUUUAGAUCUUUAGACCCGAAGACAGAGGAACAUAAUGACAAAUCCCAAUCCAAACAAGAGGUACCCAUCAGAACUGUGCUGACAAAUGGCAUCGCUGGCAUCGGAAAAACAGUCUCAGUGCAGAAGUUCAUCCUUGACUGGGCAGAAGGAAUAGCCAAUCAGGAUGUAGAUUUUGUCUUCGCACUUCCAUUUAGGGACUUGAAUUUGAUCAAAGAUGACUGCAAUCUCUUGAAACUCCUGAGUGACUUCCACCCUGAACUAACAGAUAUGCAGGACGCAAAGAAGGUGGUCGACGGUAAAGUUGUAUUCAUCUUUGAUGGCCUCGAUGAAAGCCAACUUCCACUGGGUUUCCAUAACAACAAGAGGUUGUCUAAUGUAACCGAGAAAACAUCAGUGGACAUGCUGCUGACAAACCUCAUCAAGGGGAAUAUGCUUCCUGAAGCUCUCCUCUGGAUAACCUCCCGACCAGCAGCAGUUGAUAAGAUACCCUCUGACUGUUUUGACCGUGUCACUGAAGUUCGAGGAUUCAACGACCCACAGAAAGAAGAAUACUUCAAGAAGAGAUUCAGUGAUGAUGAGAACCUGGCCAGCAAAAUCAUCUCCCACAUAAAGACAUCAAGAAGCCUCCACAUCAUGUGCCACAUACCGUUCUUCUGUUGGAUUACUGCCAUGGUUUUUGGGAAAAUGUUGAGCAAAAAUGACCAUGGAAAAGUCCCUCUGACUGAGAUUUACAUUCGCUUCCUACUCACUCUGACAAACAUGAAGAACAAGAAAUAUAAUGGGAAAAACGAACCAGAUCCUCGUAAUCUGUCAGAGCCUGACGUACAGAUCAUUCUGAAACUUGGAAAACUAGCCUUCCAAAACCUGGCAAAGAGCAAUUUGGUGUUUUCUGAAGACUAUUUGAGAGAGUGUGGCAUUGAUGUCAAUGAAGCCUUCUUACUCUCAGGGAUGUGCACAGAGAUCUUCAGAGAGGAGGACUCUAUGUUUCAAGCAAAGAUGUACAGCUUUGUGCAUCUCACCAUUCAAGAGUUCUUUGCAGCACUCUAUGUUGCUUUCUCAUAUGCCAGUGAAAAUGUCAACCCAUUUUGUUUAAGAGACUACCAAGAGCUACCAAGAAAAAAUUACAGUGUUUCUGGAGACACAUAUUUUGGAGACGGGGAUGAUGACUACAGGGAUGAUGACAACAGGGAUGAUGACUACAGGGAUAAUGACUGCAGGGAGGAUGACUGCAGGGAGGAUGACUGCAGGGAGGAUGACUGCAGGGAUAAUGACUGCAGGGAGGAUGACUGCAGGGAGGAUGACUUCAGGGAGGAUGACUUCAGGGAGGAUGACUUAAGGGAGGAUGACUUAAGGGAGGAUGACUUCAGGGAUGCUGACUGCAGGGAUGAUGACUACAGGGAUGCUGACUUCAGGGAUGCUGACUUCAGGGAUGCUGACUGCAGGGAUGAUGACUACAGGGAUGCUGACUUCAGGGAUGCUGACUUCGGGGAUGCUGACUUCGGGGGUUAUGACUUCGGGGAUGCUGACUUCAGGGAUGAUGACUGAAGGGAGGAUGACUUAAGGGAUGAUGACUUAAGGGAUAAUGACUGCAGGGAUAAUGACUUCAGGGAUGAUGACUUCAGGGAUUAUGACUGAAGGGAGGAUGACUGAAGGGAUGAUGACUGAAGGGAGGAUGACUGCAGGGAUGAUGACUGCAGGGAUGAUGACUGCAGGGAUGAUGACUACAGGGAGGAUGACUUCAGGGAUGCUGACUGCAGGGAGGAUGACUGCAGGGAGGAUGACUGAAGGGAGGAUGACUGAAGGGAGGAUGACUGCAGGGAGGAUGACUUAAGGGAUGAUGACUACAGGGAUGAUGACUGCAGGGAGGAUGACUUCAGGGAUGAUGACUUCAGGGAUGAUGACUGCUGGGAUGAUGACUACAGGGAUGAUGACUGCAGGGAUGAUGACUGCAGGGAUGAUGACUUCAGGGAUGAUGACUGCAGGGAUGAUGACUGCAGGGAUGAUGACUGAAGGGAUGAUGACUACUGGGAUGAUGACUGCAGGGAUGAUGACUGAAGGGAUGAUGACUUCAGGGAUGAUGACUUCAGGGAUGAUGACUGCUGGGAUGAUGACUACAGGGAUGAUGACUGCAGGGAUGAUGACUGCAGGGAUGAUGACUGCAGGGAUGAUGACUUCAGGGAUGAUGACUGCAGGGAUGAUGACUGCAGGGAUGAUGACUGAAGGGAUGAUGACUACUGGGAUGAUGACUGCAGGGACGAUGACUGCAGGGAUGAUGGCUACAGUGAUGAGGGCUACAGGGAUGAUAGCUGGAGCGAGGAUGAAGACUACAGGCCACAACACAGAGGUUCUCAGCAGCUACAGAAAACAUUGCAUGACUUGCAUAGGAGUGCGGUGGAUGAAUCUUUGAACAGCGAGACCGGUCACCUAGACCUCUUCCUCCGCUUCCUUCUGGGCAUCUCACUGGAGUCCAAUCAGAUACUCUUGAAAAGCCUAAAGCUCCAGACGGAGGGAGACACAGAGAGCAUCCAGAAGACCAUCCAGUACAUCAAAGAUAGACUUUCAGACAAAAAACAAAGACAAUAUCCCUCCCCAGAGAGGUGCAUCAAUCUCUUUCUCUGUUUGAUUGAGUUGAACGAUACCUUGUUUGUGAAUUAAAUUAACCUCUUAAUAAAUGGAUCACUAGUCACCUUCAAUAAUGCCACAUUAAUAAUGUUUACGUAUCUUACAUUACUCAUAUCACAUGUAUGUACUGUAUUUUAUACCAUUUACUGCACCUUGCCUAUGCUAAUCGGCCAUCACUCAUCCAUAUACUUAUAUGUACAUAUUCUCUUUCACCCCUUUAGAUUUGUGUGUAUUAGGUAGUUGAUGGGGAAUUGUUAGAUUACCUGUUAGAUAUUAUUGCACUGUCGGAACUAGAAGCACAAGCAUUUCGCUACACUCGCAUUAACAUCUGCUAACCAUGUGUAUGUGAGCAAUAAAAUUGGAUUUGAUUUGA
Messenger RNA from Salvelinus fontinalis (brook trout), 4083 nucleotides. RefSeq names its product NLR family CARD domain-containing protein 3-like. The coding region runs from base 90 to 2633 and encodes 847 amino acids. The record is from RefSeq and is a predicted model, not a curated record. The transcript is spliced from 4 exons. Lineage: Eukaryota; Metazoa; Chordata; Actinopteri; Salmoniformes; Salmonidae.